This is a messenger RNA of Naegleria lovaniensis, 645 nucleotides long. RefSeq lists its product as uncharacterized. Bases 1 to 645 code for a protein of 214 amino acids. The record is from RefSeq and is a predicted model, not a curated record. The transcript has a single exon. Lineage: Eukaryota; Heterolobosea; Eutetramitea; Acrasida; Naegleriidae.
AUGUCAUCCAUUUCCUUAACAACAACAACAACAACCAACUCGACCACUUCUUCGACUCGAAAAUAUAUGGACCACAUGGAACCAUUGAAAGACAUGUCCUGGAGUCUUUUACUUUCCUCCAUGAAACGAAAACCUGUCGAGCCCAAUUUCCAAGAGGAUGAAGCCUUUGCAUGGAGUGAGGCUUGUUCUUCCAAUUCUCAUUCCCUUCCUUCCAAAUACUUUUCGUUCAUGACCACCACUACGACCCAUUUGUCGAUCCAUGAUCUGAAUCCACGAGAUCAUGAGUCUUCAUCAAAGGCUUUGAAUCUCAGCAAUGAAGAUGAUGAUCUUUAUUGGUUUCCAGAAAUUUCAUGGAAAACUCUGGAGCAAGUGAGGUGUGGUUGUUCCUCAUGUCGAUAUCCCCAAGCAACAACUUGUGGUAAUAGUUGUAGCUAUAGUGGACAUUAUGUUUGUCAGGAGGAUCAUCAUCUUGGUAGUGAUUGGAAACCACUCACGAGAAUUUCAUCACUUUCGACGUCGACCAAUAUUCAACAAGAACUUGAUUUAAGAAGAUCGGAUCAAGUUCGUGAAGAAGAAGGAUGUACCUCCUUCUUGAAUCCUAUUCUUCCACACGUUCCAGCAAGUUAUGCUGUGAAUGAAACUUGA